Amoebophrya sp. A120 is the source of this 2918-nucleotide messenger RNA. Lineage: Eukaryota; Dinophyceae; Syndiniales; Amoebophryaceae. The record is from the annotation of a GenBank genome assembly.
GAUUGAGUCACCUUUGUUGUCCAUCGGCCUCAGAAGUCACGUCGUGUUGGAGUAGACUUGCGUUUCCUGCUUCGUGAUGAUAGUCUUCCUUAGCUUCAAUAUGUUGAAGUCGUAAUAUCAGGAGCGGUAAGAACACGCACGAUGACGUCGAAUUUGUUGGCCGCGUUGCGGUCCAACCAAGCAAAAAACAGCUUGAGUACUGUUUCUCCCCUCAUUGACGCAGCCAAGAACGGAUUGAUCGAGGGCGUGGAAAGAUGGCUGGAGGAGCCCAAAGCCAAGCCAGACCAGCGCGACCCCGACGGACAAACCGCGUUGAUGCACUCAUCGUCGCAAGGGUAGUGUGUGCAUUUUGCUUACGUUGCUUCUGGUCUUUUGGCUUUAUUCGCAUACUUACUGAAAUGAAGGACGACAGGCACCACUUGCUCUUAAUAUUGCGGCAAAAAAAGUGCUUUCCUUCCCUACAUAAAACAGCUACCUCGACAUAGUGAAGUACCUGCUUGCGAAGGGUGCAAGAGUGAACGCAAAGGAUGACAUAGGGGAGACGGCACUCAUGAAAGCAUGCAAGGAGGGGCAGAUACAUAUCGUCCAAUAUUUCGUCGACUACAUCAUGGCCACACAGAAGAAAAAAGUCGCAGGUACCGCUGUAAUUGCAUGGAAGAGUUUCGUUUAGCGUUCGUUUAUAUCGAAUGCGAACUCCCACACAGAGAAUUGUGCACGGCCCAAAGGAAACGGCACAUUGCACCAACCAGAUUUCCUUCCAAGCAGUAACGCGGGCUCCAAAGCAAGACAAAGCUCUACGGAAAGACAGGGCUCAAAAAUGGCUAGGACGCUCGACCAAGCAGAGAGGCGGAGAUUACUAGACGCAAAGGACGAUGAAGGUACGAGAAGGAAGUAAAGUAGUCUUUACCAGCACUGUCGUCUUUUGGAAGUCGUUCCUGCGCUGCUUGAAGUGCAGAAGAAAGGCCAAAUCUCGGUUGUUUCUAGUGCCCCACGAUACAACUUGCCACGACUAAUACAUGACAUCAGGUAUAACUGGGCUGAUGAAGGCUGCAGAGCAAGGGGAGAUGGAAAUCGUAGACUAUCUGCUGCAGCAGGGCGCCACUUUGGACGUACAGGAUGACGAGGGGUGGACGUGCCUCAUGUGGGGCUGCCUCGCCGGGCAGCUCGAAGUAGUGGAGCUGCUGAUCCAGGAGUGGAACAUGGCAGCCGAGUAUAGAUUAUCAAGUGCAAAAAUGUCUGGGUCUGGAAGAAUUCAUGUUUGUCAUGCUUGUCUGGCAUGACUCUUAAAUCUGUCAUGCACGUUACCCAAGAUCUCCGUUUUUCUGUGCUGCAGAAGCGCAGUUUGUCAUGCAGAAUAGGCAACACCUAGGAGCUCAGAAACUUGUCACGCUGAGCCAGCAUUUGUAGCCUCAUCAUGAGACGCAACCCAGCAUCACAAGUUUCCAGACCCAGACAUUUUUACUUUUGAUAUAGAUGUGUUUAGUUUGUGUAUGGCCUGUGGCUUCGAUUUCAAUAGGUUUUUGUGGUGGAGUUGAAAUUUGGUAUCAUCGCUUUGCGUUAUUUGGAUGCUUCUUCACAGAUCAAGAUUGUCACUUGCAUGAAAAAUAGGUACGCAACCGACAAAUCCGAGACGCCAUUGAUGAAGGCUGCCUGCAACGGGCAUUGGGAAGUCUGCAAAUUUCUGCUAGAGGAGGGUGCGAAAGUGAAUCACCACGACAUCCAGUAUUAGUUUGUUUGACAUUUUUAGAGCAGAUUUCUCGUGCAAGCGAUCAGAGCUUAUUUCGCCUAAGGAUGGCGAUCAUGAUGUUGCUUCGCUAUUCUCAACAAAAUCCAAAAUAAUUCCUUCUACAAGAUCACUACAUUCAAACAGCUACCAAACAGCCCUGAUGUGGGCGUGCGCGCAGGGGCACGUCGACACCAUCGAGGGGUUACUCUCCCACGACGCGAAGAUCGAUGUCACGACGAAGAACGGGGAAAACGCCUUGUUCUUCGCGUGCAUGUUCGGUAAGUUGGAAGCGGCAAAGGUGAUGCUGAAAAAGGGCGCCAACGUCCUGGAAAAGAACAAGGAGGGGCAAAACGCGUUGUUCGCAGCGGUGAGGUGUGGCCACCGAGAAUUGGUCGAAACCCUGUUGGAUCACGGGGCACCAGUGGAGUAUAGUUCUACCUUCUACUUUAGGUUUUUCCCCACAUGAUCCCGAUAGAAAUUCGAUCAAGAUGAAGUACUGAGAUCAGAUACAGAUGAUCUCUUCAACACUGGGUGGACAAAAUGGAUAAAAAUUUGGCUUAAAAAAAAAAAAACUCAGGUCCAUCACGCAGCGCGGGCAAACGCCAUUGGCAUGGGCGGCGAUGUUUCAGCAGUACGAGUGCGUGCGACUUCUCGUCGCGAGAAAGGCCGAUCUCUACAAACAGGACGAAAACGGUCAGAACCCGUUAGAUCACGCAGAGUCGACGCUCAACUCGCACAUUGUCGAGGAGCUGCGCGAGGCCAUGCGGGCGAAUCCGAAAAAGGAAGACGAUUAAACGCUGUCAGCUCGUCUUUUCUGUUGGAAGCGCUUAUGCCAAUAUAUCUUUUUUCCCAAUUAUGCAAGAUGUGUUUGAAUACGACUUUGAUGCUUUAUGUGAUGUUAACCAUAACAACAAGAUGCUAGAAGAUCAAGAUAACAAAGACAUCAAACAUAAUGAUAGAUAGUGAACGUUCGAGUGCAUUUGAGUGACUAGUAGCUGUACAUAGAUAAAAGUAGUACGAACCAAUUUAGAGAAAAAAUGACACCAUUAAUCGGUAGACGACUGCCAUUAGAACCUUGUCAAAUUCCCGGGUUGAUAUCUUUUACGUUAGUGAGAAUCUUCAAUUGGACAAGAAUUUAUGCAGGAGAAUAACAAAAUCAAAAAAAUCACCAUCCUACCUUUUUAGCAGUCGA